GAUAAGUUUGGCAUGGCUGAGGCUAAACCAGUUUCCUCCCCAAUGGCUACAACUCCUCUUCAAUUGCACCAAGGGCUCAAACUCUCAGAUCCUUCUCCAUACCGGCGUCUUAUUGGCUCCUUGCAAUAUCUUAAUCUCACAAGACCAGACAUUACUUUUGCAGUUAAUCGUCUUUCUCAGUUUCUCCAUGCCCCUUUUGAUGUCCAUAUGCAAGCUGCCAAGCGUGUUCUUCGCUAUCUCAAGGGCUCUGUUUUUCAUGGUCUUCUUCUGCACCGGCAGCCUCUGUCCCCUCUCCAUGCCUUUUCCGACUCUAACUGGGCCGGUGACAAGGAUACCCUUCGGUCAACCACUGGCUAUAUUGUGUUCUUGGGUAGCAAUCCGAUCUCUUGGAAGGCUUGUAAACAAAAAACGGUUGCCCACAGCUCAACAGAGGCCGAGUACCGUGCUCUAGCUGUUGUAUCCUCUGAAGUUAUGUGGGUUUGCCAUCUUCUUCGUGAAUUGGGGCAUCUUGUUUCUUCUCCUCCGGCAGUGUGCUGUGACAAUGUUGAUGCUACUCAUCUUAGUAGCAAUCCAGUCAUGCACACUCGUAUGAAACAUAUUGCCAUUGAUCUUCAUUUUGUCCGUGAGUUGGUGGAUCGGAAGCUUCUACAGGUCAGUCACAUCUCUACUGUUGAUCAGCUAGCUGAUGGUUUUACUAAGCCUUUAUCCUCGUGGCAAUUCUCUCAGCUAAAAUCCAAGAUUGGCGUUACCGAUGGUAGCUCCAUCUUGCGGGGGCGUGUUAUGGAAACAAAUCCUGUCAACACAGCUCGUGAAUCUGCCUCAUGAAUCUGCACUAAUUACAGCAAAUAUAAUCAGCAUUAUAUGCAAGAUAUCAAUCACACUUAUUUGUAUAUAUUUUCUAUUAUUGUAUAUCUUUAAUUUCCAUAAAUAACUGCAGACCUUGUGUAUAUAGGAUACUCAAUUCUGUGAAUAAAAUUUAUCAGUUUCA
Molecule: messenger RNA, 988 nt
Organism: Rubroshorea leprosula
Lineage: Eukaryota; Viridiplantae; Streptophyta; Magnoliopsida; Malvales; Dipterocarpaceae
Source: the annotation of a GenBank genome assembly